This is a messenger RNA of Desarmillaria tabescens, 760 nucleotides long. RefSeq lists its product as uncharacterized. Lineage: Eukaryota; Fungi; Basidiomycota; Agaricomycetes; Agaricales; Physalacriaceae. The coding region runs from base 167 to 571 and encodes 134 amino acids. The record is from RefSeq and is a predicted model, not a curated record. The transcript has a single exon.
AUUUGCCUCCUUGUUUCCUUUCUUUCUUUACUUCCACCUCCGAGUAUCGACGACUCUGAAGUAUUACCUUUCCGCUGAGCAGGACUGAGAAAACGGCAGCGCCUUUUCUCUUUACAACACCGAUAACCAAAAGAACCGCCUUUUUACUUCUCUUUUCCUCGUCGUCAUGAAGACUGCCAUGUUCAACUUUACCUUCAUCCUCUUCUUCGCGUUCCUCCAGCUCUUCUCUUUCGUCCAGGCUCUCCCUGCUGGACCCGGAAGUCUCAUGGGUCAUUCCUACCUCGUCAGGGACCCCGCUCAGCCCAUCGAGCCCGUCGUUAUCGCGCGUGAUGUUCCUCUCGACCGCGCUGCCCGGUUCCGAGCUAUCCAAGAAAGGCGUGUUGCCAGGAGUGUUGGAGAUGUUGAUGGUCAGGAUUUUCUAUCAAAUGAAGGACCGCCACCCCCCGCUCACGUUCAGCUCCCUCAGCCCUCGAUUAGUGUCCCUCCUCCUCACGUGCACGACGAGAAGAAGAAGAAGAAGUCGAUGAAGAAGAAGCAGACGAAGAAGAUAAAGGCAAAGAAGGUUGAUUAGCGGUUGUUCAAGCAGGCUGAUGAAGCACCCGUGAUGAUGAUGUUGAUGAUUCUGGCUUGGUACGGGUUUCCAGUCAGACAUUCCUUAUCUCUAUCCUCUCUAGUACGCUAUGCGUACACAUGUACUACCUAUCGCUGUUGAACAGAAUGGUAUUGGAUAUCGGUAAAGAAAUGCAUCAUACAUAGGAUA